Pectinophora gossypiella (pink bollworm) is the source of this 2097-nucleotide messenger RNA. RefSeq names its product serum response factor homolog (gene bs). Lineage: Eukaryota; Metazoa; Arthropoda; Insecta; Lepidoptera; Gelechiidae. The coding region runs from base 124 to 1317 and encodes 397 amino acids. The record is from RefSeq and is a predicted model, not a curated record. Gene Ontology annotation, biological process: positive regulation of transcription by RNA polymerase II. Gene Ontology annotation, molecular function: protein dimerization activity; RNA polymerase II cis-regulatory region sequence-specific DNA binding; DNA-binding transcription factor activity, RNA polymerase II-specific. The transcript is spliced from 6 exons.
CCGAGCCGUCAGUCCCGCCCUCGGUCCUUUCGCGUUUUCGGUUAGUCUCCGUUCGACGUUCGAACGGUGAAGUGUGAAUAGCGCGUGCGCGCACCGGUUACUGUGGCGUACUGCGAGGUUAUCAUGGACGCGCCCGGCGGAGCGCGCGAGCCCCGCUUCGGGUCGCCGUACGGCAUUGGACUGUUGGGAGAGGUGCCCGAUAUGUAUGGCACGGGGCGGCCGCCCAGCUCGCUCGGCGGCGCCCUGCGGCAGGGCAUGCAGCCGUGCCCGGUGUCGCGCGGCGUGAAGCGGCCCUCAGAGCAGUGCUACGACGACCGCCCGCCGCAGAGCCUCGGCCUCGACCCCUGCCAGAUGCAGGACAUCGCCGACGACGGCUAUGCCUCCCUGCAGCCCAAGAAGUCGCCCCCGUCCAAUGGCAAGAAGACGAAAGGCCGCGUCAAGAUUAAGAUGGAAUACAUAGACAACAAGCUGCGGCGGUACACUACCUUCUCUAAGCGGAAGACCGGCAUUAUGAAGAAGGCAUACGAGCUAUCCACCUUGACCGGGACACAAGUGAUGCUACUAGUCGCGUCAGAGACUGGCCACGUUUACACGUUCGCCACGAGGAAGCUGCAGCCGAUGAUCACCUCAGACUCGGGCAAACGGCUCAUUCAGACGUGUCUCAACUCCCCCGACCCGCCCACGACGAGCGAGCAGCGCAUGGCGGCCACCGGGUUCGAGGAAACGGAGCUGACUUACAAUGUCGUUGAUGAGGAUAUGAAGGACGAGCCAGCAUCAUCAGGAGACAGCGGAGAUGAGAGCGGAAGCGAGCCGGAAUCACCAACAGAGAAGUUGCUUCAACAACAGAACCACAGACAACAGGAGUGGACCGUUACUGAGAACAACGACCGAGAGAUCAACAGCCGGGACCACCCCAACGACCCUCAAGCAUCGACAUCGUCAUCAACCCAGGAACCAGACAGCAGUAAGCCGCACCAACAGAACUUGCCGAAGAUUUUGCCUAAAAUCGAUCUGCCGGGCGGCGCCAUGUUGUACCAUUCUGGAGUGCUAGCUGGAGUGGGCUUAGACGGACUCGGAUCUAACCUUGGACUAGGAAACUUGGCUAUGGGAUACCCGCAUAGCUUUAUAUUGGGACUGGCGAAUCAAGGACAGGAAGGUGCAUCAUCAUCAACCCAGCCGCAGUUUAUAACGAUCCCCCUGUCAAUGGCGAUGGCGGCGGCUGCUGGUAACCCGUCCAGCACCAACGGUUGUCCAGUCGGCGCGUCCAGUGAUGACAGCAGCGAACUCCAGGAUCUGAGCACUGGAACGCGGAAGUGACCGGAGAUUACAGUUGACUGAUGCGGGGAGUAUACAGCAUAUGUCCUGCGAAAAUUAAGUAAUAUUAUAAAAAAAAAACCGUUUACCAAAGUGCUAUUUGGAAUUUGUAUCCGCUUAACUGCAUUCGCUCAUAUAGAAUACACUUUGUCAUUCUAAAGUUAUCAAUUGUAAAGUAUAUCUUUUUAAGAUAGACUCUUCUAGUAAACAAAUAAUUGACACUGUUACUUAUUUUCCCGCUAAAAUCACAGCGUAUUUUUCACUUAAAACUCCGUGGUUCAGUGGUUGAGCGUCAAACACACAAUCCAGAGGCGCCGGUUUCAAAACCCGGUGGGGACAUAUCACAAAAAUCACUUUGUGAUCCCUAGUUUGGUUAGGACAUUACAGGCUGAUCACCUGAUUGCACGUUAAGCCAUUGGACCCGGUUACUACUUACUGAUGUAAGUAUGUACCUAGCUGUUACGUGAGUCAUGUCAGGGGCUUUUGGCGGCCCAAUCAUAACCCUGACACCAGGGUUGAUGAGGUUGGUAAUACACCUACAAAAUAAGAAGACUUGAAACGAAAUGUUUUAAAAUCACAUACUUAACAUUAGUUAUGGCGCUUGGUUUGUUAAAAAUGAUCAAAUUUUGAAAUCAUUACUUCAAUUCAUAUACAUCAUAUUAUUAUACAUAUUACUAUUAAAUGUAUAUUUUACUAUCAGAGACUUGUUCCUGCAGACAAACAGUUUUGCAAGGCAUUGCUAAAUUAUAUAUUAUUAUUUAGUAUUAAGAUUUAAUACAUAAA